AAAAAAAAGACAGUAGCAGUCUCUAGUCGUGCCCUCUCUUUAAGCUGACCUCCGGCUCAGGCUGACUCUGCUCCGGCCGCUGAACUGCCGCUCCUCUCCCGGCCCGUCACCACUCACCACCACGUCCCUACCCCGGACGCCGGCCCCAGCGCCUCUUCCAGAGUUCUCGGCUCCUAGCCCAGGACCCAAUCCCAAAGGCGGCUGUUAAGAGGAGAGGAAAAGAGAAACCCUAUUCCCACCUCUCUCCGGCGAUCGCCGGGAACGGACGGACGGAAUAGCUACAGGGCGACGCGUUCCGUUGACGUCCUUGGCGCCGGAGCAGAUGUCUAGUAGCUCCAAUGGUGCAAAGGUUCUGCCGAAAAGAGAGAAAAAUAAUCAGGAGAAAUUACAGCUCGACAAAAAUGCAGCUUCUAGAGCCUGUGCGAAGGACAGGCAGUAUAUUGAGAAAUUGGAGACUGAGCUAAGGAAUUGCUAUCAGGAGAUCGACUAUUUGCAGGAUCAAUUGAAUAUCAGGAAUAUUGAAGCAAAUAUCAUGGGAGAGCAUAUUCACGGUCUUGAAUUGAAACUAACUGAACUUGAGAAGUUCCCUGAAAGAGUGAGAGUUAUGGACAAUGAUUUGAUGCGCUCUGAUUCUCAGUGCUGGCUUCUGAUGGAAGAAGUUCAAUGCAAAGAAGAGGAGUUGCAAAAGGCGGCCUUACAAAUUGAGAAGCUUGAAAGUGCAACUUUAGAUUCGCAAUGUGAAAUUGAGAGCUUAAAACUUGAUCUGACUACACUCGAGCAGAAACUAUUUGAUGCCGAGAGCUUUGGCCAGCAUACUGUUGAGUUCAAAGCUAGGAUGGAGAAACAACUGUGGGAUUAUGAGCUCCAGCUGCAAGCAGCACAAAACACAAUUGAUAAUCUUGAACUUGAGAAGAAACAACUGACAGAAGAGCUGCUGUCUAGAAGAGCUCUUAAAUUAUCCUCUUCUACAGCUGAGGAGCAACUUUAUAAAACAUCGGGACAUGAUGGCAAUGCGAACUGUGAAGAGGACCAUGAAAUUCUUGAAAAGAUGGCAAAGCAAAAUGAAGAACCUGAACUUCUAAUUGAGCAGCUCAAGGUAGAACUUCGAGAGCAAAAACUGAAAGCAAAGGAGGAUGCAGAAGAUCUCACUCAAGAAAUGGCUGAACUGAGGUACCAGAUAACUGGCAUGCUUGAGGAAGAAUACAAGCGUCGAUCUUGCAUCGAGCAAGCAGCUAUUCAACAAAUUCAGCAGCUGGAGGCUCAGAUCUCCGGGGAGCAGAGAAAAUUGAGUGGAGCACUAAGACGAUUGCAGGAAUCGCAUGAACUAGCUAAAACACAAGAUAUGGAGAUUAAGAAACUGAAGGAUGCUUUAGGGAGGUUGAACUCCAUGGCCAAGUUCGGGCGGGUUUGCAAAUCUUGCUCUUGUGGGUUCUGUCCAAUGUUGCCAGAAUUGUCUAAUUGCUCGAUUGAAGGGUCAGUUGAUGUUGGAUCUUCCAAUGCUAACAACAUUGAUGAAAAGUCAGAGAAUCAAGCUCUGCUAGAAUGGCGUCACAUUGAUGAAAAGUCAGAGAACCAAGCUCUGCUAGAAUGGCGUCCUGACGAAGCUUCGGAAGGUGACGCCGGCUAGAAUCUAGGAUGAUACAUAAGCACAUGCGCUCAAGUGCAGAUGCUGUAUAUAAUUCUUUGUGCUGUUGUUGUAUGUAAAUGCAUAUGCAUUUCUAACCUUAAUGAGCCGUGUUGUUUUUCAGAUUACUUCUCUUAUUUCCACUGAGUUAAACUCUCAUGACAGUGAAAAUGUAACUUGUAAAAUUCAUUGGCAUAUUAUUGGCGAAAAUGGUGUCCUUCUGCAA
This is a messenger RNA of Brachypodium distachyon (stiff brome), 1850 nucleotides long. Its product is annotated as filamin-A-interacting protein 1. The coding region runs from base 323 to 1627 and encodes 434 amino acids. The transcript has 7 exons. Lineage: Eukaryota; Viridiplantae; Streptophyta; Magnoliopsida; Poales; Poaceae. The record is from RefSeq and is a predicted model, not a curated record.